Puccinia triticina is the source of this 642-nucleotide messenger RNA. RefSeq lists its product as uncharacterized. The transcript has 2 exons. Bases 1 to 642 code for a protein of 213 amino acids. Gene Ontology annotation, molecular function: protein binding. Lineage: Eukaryota; Fungi; Basidiomycota; Pucciniomycetes; Pucciniales; Pucciniaceae. The record is from RefSeq and is a predicted model, not a curated record.
AUGAAGCAGGAAGAGGUCAAUUUUGACUACUUGCCCAGGAACAACAAGGACUACGACUGCUUGGCCAAAGAAUUGAACGGCCUGCAGCUGCGAGCACUCUGUAAAGGCUGUCCCAACCGCGUCUACUCGGUGUCCUUCCAUCCAGACCAAUGUAAAUCGCUGGACGUUGUCGACAAACACGGCCAAGGUGCAUCCGUUUUUUUGCCAGCCAGGCGGGUCAAAAAAGAAGUGAAUGAAUUGGAAGAAGAAGACAAGGAAGAUUGGCCGGAGUAUGUGGAAGGGGUGUCCUCUGUUGUCCUACUUCAUCCAGACCCAUGCCCCCAACUUGCCCGUCUUGCCCAUCCAAGCCCAUCUAAGCAACCCGCAUCUGCUCAUCACAAGAUCAGCAUGGAGAUCGUCAAUUGCCAGGCCCUCUCUCCCGCCAACGCCAUCCUCUUCUCCGCCUUUGACUUCGCAAACCACGGCCGCGAUCUUUGGGCCUCCGACACCGCCGGCAGGCUUGUCCAUCGCGACCUCCGCCAACCCAAGUCUUCCGCCCGUCUUUGGACGGCCUCUAAGAAGAAGAUCGGCUGCCUCAGUAUCUGUCCCAACUCUGGAGACAGACUGGCAGUGACUGCCGGACUGAACCAAGAGAUACAGUAG